GUAGCUCAGCCCAUGGGAGAAGCCUCGCUGAAGGUGCUGAAGUCACUGAGUAUUAUUGCUGCUGCAGUAAUAUUGCUAGUAAAUAGCCUUGUAGUCCUCUGAGUCAUAAAAUAUUUAAUAAGAGCCAGUCCUCUAAGUGCAGGUCCCCAGUUUGAUGUAUGAAGCAUGAAAUGAUGACUUGAGUGCUUUUCAUCAAAGGCACCGGCCUCUCGUCGCUGCUUCCUAGUUUGGGAUGUGCUCGAUGCUGGGGUAAAACAAGAUGACCGUAUUAACAGCCUCCUGCCCCAAAAAGCGUAACGAAAACAGGGCUGUGGUUGGACACAGUCAACACACUGGUGCUCUCCCCAAAGCGCACUAUUCUGGUUGGCUUGUGUGGUGUCAGCAGUUUGCCUGGCUGCAUUUCAUCCCAGUGAAUCUUUCCUAUGGUUAUCAAACACAGGCUGUGUUGGAAUACGUCCGCGUCUCGUCCCUUUGCUGCUGCCUGGACCCAGUCUGGCCUCGUCGUGUCAUCUGCUCGCGCUGCGCGUCCUGCUGCGAUGCCAGCUCUGCCAGGGAGGAAAUAGGAGGGGAAUCGUAUAACCUUUCAGAAACCUUCUGUUAAAGUUGGAGUGCUGCAGUUCAAGCAACUGAACAGAUGGAUAAUGGAGACUGGGGAUAUAUGAUGACUGAUCCAGUCACACUAAAUGUGGGUGGACACAUGUAUACGACAUCCCUCACAACUCUAACGAGAUAUCCCGACUCAAUGCUUGGGGCCAUGUUCAGGGGAGACUUCCCCACUGCCAGAGACUCUCAGGGCAAUUACUUUAUUGACAGAGAUGGACCACUUUUCCGCUAUGUUCUUAACUUUUUAAGGACCUCAGAGCUGACUUUGCCCCUGGACUUUAAGGAGUUCGAUCUACUUCGGAAAGAAGCAGACUUCUAUCAGAUUGAACCACUAAUUCAGUGUCUCAAUGACCCCAAGCCGCUGUAUCCUGUGGAUACCUUUGAAGAAGUGGUAGAGCUGUCCAGCACUCGGAAGCUUUCCAAGUACUCCAACCCUGUGGCUGUAAUCAUCACCCAACUAACUAUCACCACAAAAGUCCAUUCGCUGCUGGAGGGCAUUUCAAACCACUUCACCAAGUGGAAUAAGCAUAUGAUGGACACCAGGGACUGCCAGGUUUCCUUCACCUUCGGGCCGUGCGACUACCACCAGGAAGUGUCGCUCCGCGUGCACCUCAUGGAGUACAUCACAAAGCAGGGCUUCACCAUCAGGAACACCAGGGUUCACCACAUGAGCGAGCGUGCCAAUGAAAACACAGUGGAGCAUAACUGGACUUUCUGUAGAUUGGCACGGAAAACGGAUGACUGAUUCCAACUCCACAGGAGCCAUUUCAGUGGGUAGCAACUCAGUUGAACAAUAAACCUGAGAGAGCCUGGAUUUUGGUGAAAGAAACUGUGGGCUUUUUUUU
Molecule: messenger RNA, 1448 nt
Organism: Nothoprocta perdicaria
Lineage: Eukaryota; Metazoa; Chordata; Aves; Tinamiformes; Tinamidae
Gene: KCTD6
Product: potassium channel tetramerization domain containing 6
Exons: 3
Coding region: 635-1348 (237 amino acids)
Biological process (GO): protein homooligomerization
Molecular function (GO): protein binding
Source: RefSeq, a predicted model, not a curated record